AUGGCAACUGAAAAUUUCUCGUGUUCCACGGAGUUACCAUGGUCUCAGCACCAGACUCGAACACGCGUGCGUCCCCGUGGUCUUGGAAAACCCAAAAAGCCGCGUUCCAGAUCCUCUCCUGUACGGUUAGUAGCACCUGUGAGAAGCAGUCUAGCACGACGCCCGCGCAGUCCGUCUGUUAGUCCACCGCGCGUUUUUCCUUCUCGCCCCCCGUCGCCCUACGCUGAAUGUGACGUCACUUACUACAACUUUAUCAAACAAAGUGAAGGAUUAAGUGUUGGCUCUGCAUACUUCUCUAAUCGGCCGCCGCCCGAACCAAUCCGGUUAGUGGUGUUAGAAGACUCAGGGUCCCAUAACAUCUUACCUCCUGCGUCCAUCCAGACUCCUUCUGAUUUGCCCGGUACAUCGACUUCUCUGUAUAUAGAAGACUUGCAAGCGAUGACUAGUGCAUGUAUACGAAAAAGUGGGUAUCCUGCAUCGUGGUACCUCGUCCGUCGCUUACUAGCUGAUCUCACCGAGCAUUUGCCUAUAACAACAGAGAAGCAUGAAAGUAACGUCGAUAUAAAAAGGGGCGAAAGCAGGGAUAAUGCUCUGGUACCGGAUAAACAAGCAAUUAACCAAUAUUCUGGCGGCACAGCUGCAACAGACAAGCAUACUCCUGUCACCCCAACUGUCGAUGACGUACCAGUCGAUAGUUCUUUUGACGCUAGUCCCGCUCAUCCUGAUCAGCCAAUUGCUCCUGCUGCUGGCUCUGGUGAUUAUCGUGAUGUAGCAGUACAAGCUCCCAAGCGCCACUUGAGACACACGCGAAAUGAUGUUUCGAAAACAACAAAAGAGGCACAAGCAUCACUGGAAGUAGCCCCUACAAAUGGUUGGAUAGGCGAUGUACGCGCACUGCGUGAUUCACACGUACGCCUCAUUCGUCGGCAGUUACGUCACAUAGCUUGCUUGAAUCGCACUCUUGACCAUGUGGAGAAUUGUCCACAGUCUACCCAAAUAAUGCAGGCGAGAUGUUCUGCGCGCAUUCGUUCGCCAUGUGCCUCCGGCAAUAAUUAAAUAUAUUUUUUUGACCUAAAUAAUGCUUUUAUUUUUAUUCAUUAUUUACUAAAGAUGUCAUGGAUGGAGAGAUCGUGACGAAAACGUGCAAGAGUUUUCUUAAGCUAGAUAUUACAGUAUGUCACUCAGUAGCACAGAGGUCAGAUGCUGGAUUACCUUGUGGCGCAUCACGUUGAGGUCUAUAGAAUUGGA
Molecule: messenger RNA, 1248 nt
Organism: Diatraea saccharalis (sugarcane borer)
Lineage: Eukaryota; Metazoa; Arthropoda; Insecta; Lepidoptera; Crambidae
Source: the annotation of a GenBank genome assembly